Messenger RNA from Mollisia scopiformis, 566 nucleotides. RefSeq lists its product as uncharacterized. The coding region runs from base 89 to 454 and encodes 121 amino acids. NCBI's taxonomy places the organism in Eukaryota, Fungi, Ascomycota, Leotiomycetes, Helotiales, Mollisiaceae. The record is from RefSeq and is a predicted model, not a curated record. The transcript has 3 exons.
CAACGUCCGAUACAAUAAUAUACUGGACCUACUGCAAUUGGAUCAAGAUACUUUAAGCGAUGAAUUGAUACUGAUACAGGUCAAAUCAAUGAUUCAGUCCCAAUUGGCGGCAGAUCACGAGUUAAAGCAAGCAGCAAACCACAGAAAGCGAGAGGAAAAGUACUUCGAACUUCUGGAUGCUCUGAAGGCUAUUACCACCAAAUCCAACUUACGUAAGUUUGGGAAAGCACUGCAAAGAUUUGAACACGAUAUGGCGGGAAUGACGGUUAUGGCCUUCACUCAUGAUGUCAGACGCAGAGAGGUAGCCUUUUCAUCAUUGCCCCGCGGAACAGGCAAAGCCCCCCAACCAGUUCAAGGCGUUCAUCUUGAUUUUACUCCUCGCUCGGCCGAGCAGAGACUUCGCAUGAUACUCCCUGCUGAAGAUUUGCCAAACAUCCUCAAGUGCAGAUGGUAAGUCCUCAAGUAAGAUUGCCCUCCAACUGGCGACCUGAAUACCAAGUGAUCAUCGUUGGCUGAAGGACAGUAGAAAAGUCAAGGUUCGUAGAGUCGUAGGGGGAAUUCUUGUA